AUCCGAAUUGAAUGAUUCAAAUUGAAUUAAGUAAGUGUGAUGGUCUACGUUACAAGGCUCAAGCUUCGUAUUCUAUUGGAACUGGUUUAUCAUUUUUUGCUGUAAUAAGUGUGACAAUACCAAUUUAAGCUUUAUUCACUCCAAAAUGUAUAAAAAUGUUUGGUGGUUAAUUCAAAAGUGCGAAGCAGUCAGAAAUGUUUUCACAUUCAUCAAAUGAGUGAAUUUGUAGUUUCCUCAUGUGCUAAGACUUAUCACGACUCGCUAAGAUUUGUUUAAGUUACAUGGACAUAUAAAAAAAAGGUUAAUAUUUGGAAACUUCUUGAGUGGAUACUUACAAAACAUACUCACACUUUGAUAAAUAGUUCAAACUUCCUUAUACAAGAAGAUUUCAUUGUUAGUAUUACUUACACAGUUUUCUUGCGACCCGCUUCAUUAUUUUCUUUAUUCAAUUCGUAUCGCUAGUAUGGUAUUACUGUUGUAUCGCCAACCAGGUGUUACUUAAUCAACCACAACCGUACCGUUUCUAGUCUUAUCGAUUUAAUUAAAACUGUAACUCAGUAUAUUACAUGUUUCGAGAUGAAAUUAAUAUCGGAAUGUUUUUAAGAGAAAUUUUGUUGGUUUUGUUUACGUGUAGCUCGUUUUUAAAUAAUGUCUCUGUUAGUGGCAAAGCUGAGGAAAGUUAGUAUCUUAUGUUCUUGCUUUUUUUUUAUUUAUUUUUUUCAAAAGUGCCGCUUAUGACUUUUCUAAUUUAAAUUAAGUUUGGUACCGGUUUGCAAGAGAGAUGCCCCUCUCCGCCGUGUGGUGUGCCAUCUUGCUUCAACAACUGCUUUAGUGCAAAGCUGCUUCGAGAAGAGGUGCUUGUUUGCGUAUAUCUGAAGGGUGGAAAUCAUAGAGCAUUUGUUUAAGCGAACUUUUUCAAUGCAAACAUACAUACAACUUUUUCAAGAACUAAAUCAAAAGAAUAAAUCGCGUUUAGAAUCAACAUUAAAAUGAUAAAAUUAAUAAUGAAUUAGUGACGUUUGAAAUUGUCUGGGUUUUCGUUUUCUAAACUCGUAUUACAUUGUGCUGUGUGACAUUUUUUACAUGCGUGUUAUGCAUUGCAAAUAAUUAAUAUUCUGUUUUGGAUUUUAGACCAGGAAGAAGUUGAGGAGCAGGCAGACGAGGCCGCCUUGGAUGAUCACACAUUUGUAGCUUUAAUUGAGUACAUUCUUUACUAAUUAAUAAGAAUUAGAACACUUUUAUUAAUAACUGGAGAUAAAAACCUUUUUAAUGCGAGUUGGGCACGCGACAAAUUUCCUUUUCAUAUAAACUUAAGAAAAACAAAUCGGUAACAACUUAUAAAUAAGCAACUUAACUCAACUUAGAACAUCUGUGAAAAUUGUGAAGUGAAAAAGUGAACCUCAAGGUUCAUAAGAUAUUGCCUGCCAGACAUAUGAAAAGAAAGCAAUAACUAGUCGUCCUUUGGGUAUGAAACCCUUAACGCAAUGCCAGAUAAAUAUUUGUUCAUUCAAUUAAUGUUCUAUUACCAAGUCAAAAAAGACCUAACUGAAGUUUAUACAGAAAACAUUGAACAUUUGGAUAAAAAAAGCAGUAAUUAUUGAAAUGAAAACAUAAAAGUGUCUUGUGAAGAAGAGGGUUUAAGCAGUGAUUUGUGUUUUCAGCAUCUUAUUCACAAAUGGGCGCAAGAGAUCAUGUACCGGCACCAUAAUACAUGAUAAUGUGGUUAUCACCACUGCUCAUUGUUUUAUGGAUAAAGACCCAUUUACACUCCCGGAACUAACAGCAUCAUUCGUCGUGAUCGGUACUAAGAAGAUGUUUGACACUGGAUACGAGAACUAUCUCCCUAUAGAGAGAGUUAUAACGCACCCGCACUAUAGAGGUUGGACUGCAGAUUUGGCGCUCGUCUACACCUUUGCGGGCAUGACGUCAGACAAGCCAGGGAAUGUUAUACCGUUGGUCGGCGAAAAAACAUUGACCCCCGUUGACUCCAAUGUUACAGUUCUUAGUUGGGGGCAUUGUAAGGAUGGGGAGCCAAGUUCACAUACUCGUGCACCGGUAAGCGUCGAUCCGGAACCAAUAUGUGACCCUGAAGAAGACAACUCUUGCGAUGACAAGGUUGCAGGCAGAGCCGGGAGAAUUAUUAAAAUUAAAGGCCCUCGUUCUGCAGAUGACUCAGAAUCUGAGCCAACGUUUGUCAGAGCACCUGGGAACUCCCGUCCACAAGUCGCACCUGUGGAGAUAAAUCAUGCCAAUUAUCGUAGUCCUCAUAGAGACUCGCCUGCAAAGCUUAUGCCAGCUGAUGAAUACCGGCGGCCAGCGCCCCGGGAGCCUAUAAGGAUGACCACGCCGUCAUCUCGAGCAUUAAGCCGCUACUUGCCAUCCAAAGAAAAAAAUUACAGAAUAAAACAAAACCAGAAGCUAACUACGCAGCGUCAUCGAUAUUACAAAUCGAAUAGAAAUACGAAGGCAGAGGAAGACAAAAGCGUUAUGAUUGUGGGAACCAAAGGAAGGAGAAGUAAGGUGAAAUUAAUAAGGAGAAGCGGUCAGGGAUCACAAUAUGUACGUACGGUCAAGAAAGGCUUGAAAGAACAAAAAAACCGAAACGAAACAAAAAUCCAGUCAUAUUUCAAAAAUUGGAGAAGACAAAUCGGCUCGACGGUAAAUAAACUAACAGUUGAAAUUUUUGGAUUCGUAAACGUACAAGCAUGCAAGAGAAUGGUUGAAAAAGUUUUGCCGGCGAUAUACUCAAUAAAUCCAAAUCACGUCGUUUGUUUCGCCACGGAGGAACACUACAUAACUGACGAGGACUCAGGCGCUCCAGCUAUCAAUCAAGGUCACUUGGUAGCGGUGACGAUGGGCGGAGUGAUGUGCGACGGUGACCACGUGGCUGUCGGCGUGAAGAUGAGCUGCUUCUGCACUUGGAUAGCUGAUAACUUACCGGACGGAGGAGAGAAUAUGCGAUGCUGUAAGGAUUGUUGCCAAGGAGGCGAUUGGGAUGCUACGAAAAAUUUGAAACAGUCUAAACAUAAAAACAAGUACUUGUUUACAUAAAAGCUUAGAAUAUAAAGUCUUUUUUUAUUGGUUUAAUUAUUAACUGAAUAUUAAGGUGAAAAGAUGAGGUUCGACAUUUCCUUAGGCAAGAGAGUAUCAAAUCUCGUAUAUUUCGAGACGAUUUAAUACAUGAAGGUACGAGUUUUACAGGUUCAAAUUCUGAUAAGCUUCAUCUGUGUGGCAACUUUGAAAAUACUAAACAGCGUAAAGGAUCCUUUUCCACGACUGCCCAGAAAAGAAGCGAUGAAAGUGAACCAUAAUUCAUAGAUUUGUUUGCGCUUUUUACAAUAAAUAUAUCAUACACUUAUAGAACUGCAAAGUAAUUUGGGCGUUUAACCAUAACAUUUCCAUAAACAAAAUUUGAUAAGUGGUAUCAUUACGACCUUUAAUCUCUGCAAAAAACCCUCUAUAUUCGAUUACCAAAAGAAAUAUCUAAUAUAUAAAAUUCCCGUGACAAGAUGUUAGAUACCGUA
This is a messenger RNA of Trichoplusia ni (cabbage looper), 3524 nucleotides long. RefSeq lists its product as uncharacterized. Lineage: Eukaryota; Metazoa; Arthropoda; Insecta; Lepidoptera; Noctuidae. The record is from RefSeq and is a predicted model, not a curated record. Gene Ontology annotation, molecular function: serine-type endopeptidase activity. Gene Ontology annotation, biological process: proteolysis. Bases 1747 to 3051 code for a protein of 434 amino acids. The transcript has 12 exons.